Molecule: messenger RNA, 1807 nt
Organism: Papilio xuthus (Asian swallowtail)
Lineage: Eukaryota; Metazoa; Arthropoda; Insecta; Lepidoptera; Papilionidae
Product: UDP-glucuronosyltransferase 2B19-like
Exons: 4
Coding region: 36-1574 (512 amino acids)
Molecular function (GO): UDP-glycosyltransferase activity
Source: RefSeq, a predicted model, not a curated record
UUUAGACAGUCCGGAGACAUCGCUUGUUCAAAACGAUGAUACUACGAUUAAUAUUAUUAUAUUUACUAUGUUUGCAAUUUAUAGAAAGUGCUCGAAUAUUGGGUGUAUUUCCGACUCCAUCAAUCAGUCACCAAGUUGUUUUUCGUGUUCUAACACAUGAAUUGGCAAGACGUGGUCAUGAACUUACUGUUAUAACGACGGACCCUGUACAUCCAAAUGAAGUGCCUGAAAACUUGACUCAAAUAGAUGUUCAUGAUUUAUCAUAUUCAAGAUGGAAUAAAGUUAUAUCAGAAAUGGAAGAUGGUUCAAGAGACGUCACUAAACAAGUGGAAGCAAUGAUGAAUUUAAAUUUUGAAAUAUUCGAAGAACAAGUUAAAUGUAAAAGUGUACAAAAGUUAUUGUCCUAUAAACAUGAUCACUUCGAUUUGAUAAUUGUCGAAGCUUUUUUAUUAUUCACAUUGGGAUUUUCGCAUGUUUUUAAAGCACCUGUAAUAUGGGUCAGUUCUUUUGCUGGAGUAUGGGAUAACUACGAAGCUAUAGGAGCACCGUCACAUCCAUUUUUAUAUCCAGUUUCGGUAAGAGAUAAAUUAAAUAAUAUAACAAUGUGGGAAAAAAUUAAUCAACUAAGAAAAGAAUAUAAGAUGAGAAAUUUAAAUAGAAAUAACGUGGCCGUGAAUAAAUUAUUGAAGAAAUUAUUUGGUGAGGAUACUCCGCCUAUUCAGAAAUUAUUUGACAAUGUGGCAAUGUUGUUUUUAAACGUACAUCCUAUUUGGGAUAGCAAUCGUCCCGUGCCACCAGGUGUCAUCUACAUGGGUGGGUUACACCAGAAUCCGAUAAGGGAAUUACCGAAGGAUCUAAAACUAUAUCUCGACUCUUCUAAGAACGGAGUUAUUUACUUUAGUUUGGGCACAAACGUGAAACCGUCAUACGUGCCUCCAGAAAAGUUGCAAGCUAUCAUAAACGUAUUUUCAAGGUUGCCGUAUGAAGUUCUUUGGAAAUGGGACAAUGAGCUGCUGGUACGUUCAAAUAAUAUAAAAAUAUCCAAAUGGCUUCCACAAUCUGACAUACUAAGGCAUCCAAAAGUGAAAUUAUUCAUAACUCAAGGAGGCUUGCAAUCAACUGACGAAGCAAUCACAGCAGGAGUACCUCUUGUUGGUAUACCUUUACUCGCAGACCAAUGGUUCAAUGUCGACAAAUAUGUACAACAUAAAAUUGGUGUUAGAAUCGACAUAGAUACACUGACAGAAGAAAUGUUUGAAAAUGCAAUACGGACUGUUAUCAAUGACACAAGCUAUCGUGAGAACAUACUGCGUUUGCGCAGUAUAAUGCAAGAUCAGCCGCAGAGUCCACUGGAGCGCGCCGUGUGGUGGACAGAGCAUGUGCUGCGUCACCGUGACGCGCGGCACUUGAGGAGCCCGGCCGCAAACAUUUCCUGGACACAAUAUUUAGAAUUAGAACUUGUAUUUACUUUAGCUUCUGUGUUAAUACUUUCACUAGUUAUUCUGUUUACAGUCUUUAAGUUAGUUUGGAAUUUUGUAAAUUCCAAUAUAAGUAAAAAAAUUAAAAAGUGCUAAGUAUAAUAAUGUUUAAUUAUCAAAUAAAAAGAUUUACCUAUAUAUGUAGGAGUAGUUGUUCUUAGCUAUAGCAAAAGCUAAUAUACUUUCAUUCAAUAUUUUUUUCGGUACAUACAAAUCUUUUCAUGCGAGGAAUCUUAGCUAGGAAAUUCUUAAUUAAUUCUUAAUUAUGAUGUUGCUGAUAAUUUAUGGAGUGUUGAAUUAAAUUCUUGGCAUAAAUUUGAACAAAGAAA